AUGAGUAUCCUCGGUAAGGGUAGCUUUGGUGUCGUGAAGCUCGUCCGAAAGAUCGUUCGAGAUAAGUACGUCCGAAGAAAGUACAAUGAGGUGUACGCCAUGAAGAUUAUUCGAAAGUCGGACAUGAUUCGAAGCUGCCAAGAAGGUCACUUGCGGGCGGAAAGAGACUUUUUGGUCGCCGCCUCAGAUUCCGAAUGGAUUGUCCCCUUGCUAUUCAGCUUCCAAGACAUGGCGAAUCUCUAUCUUGUCAUGGACUACAUGCCUGGGGGCGACUUCCUAGGCUUGCUGAUUCGAGAAAAAGUGCUCAGCGAGUCACGGACACGGUUUUAUAUUGCCGAGAUGAUACUCUGUGUUGAGGAAGCGCACAGGCUAGGUUGCAUUCAUCGGGAUGUGAAGCCCGACAACUUUCUCAUUGGCGCUGACGGUCAUCUCAAGAUCUCAGAUUUCGGCCUUGCGUUCGACGACCAUUGGUCUCACGACACUUCGUACUACAGAUGGCAACGACAAGGGCUGCUCUCGAAACAGACAUUCGCCCUCAACGGAGACUAUGAAGACCGAAAGUCAAAUUCGGAUCCAGCACAAAAGCAGAGCUCAUGCCAGCUGAACUUUACACGACACGAGCCUCCUUUCCAAGUUGUCCAAGGCAGCAAGCUACUCCUCAGGGAGCGAUUGGGGCAGGAGAACAGGAACGGAAAUAAUCGUCCACGUGGUUCCUCAGACUGCCUUCUGGUCGAUGAUCUUCUCAACUGGAGAGCCACUGCCACGCGCCGGUCGCAUGCUCGCUCCGUUGUGGGCACCAGCCAGUACAUGGCUCCAGAAGUCGUCAUGGGUGAGAGGUACGAUGGCAGAUGCGACUAG
Molecule: messenger RNA, 858 nt
Organism: Colletotrichum chrysophilum
Lineage: Eukaryota; Fungi; Ascomycota; Sordariomycetes; Glomerellales; Glomerellaceae
Exons: 2
Coding region: 1-858 (285 amino acids)
Biological process (GO): peptidyl-serine phosphorylation; intracellular signal transduction
Molecular function (GO): ATP binding; protein serine/threonine kinase activity
Source: RefSeq, a predicted model, not a curated record